Toxoplasma gondii ME49 is the source of this 12857-nucleotide messenger RNA. RefSeq lists its product as hypothetical. The coding region runs from base 287 to 12382 and encodes 4031 amino acids. The record is from RefSeq and is a predicted model, not a curated record. The transcript has 18 exons. NCBI's taxonomy places the organism in Eukaryota, Apicomplexa, Conoidasida, Eucoccidiorida, Sarcocystidae.
CUCUCCACAUUUCUGCCAUCGGUCGUUUGCGUCUUCUCUCCGUUUUCCAAGGGAGAGGAGCAUCCGUAGCGGACUGCCGAAUCUGUUUGUUCCCUCUUCUCUCUCUCCGUCGUGUGACGCUGCCGACGGAACUCGGUUUUCGCGCCGCGCCGCUGAGACUCGAAUUCCUUGGGAGGUUCUCUUCUCUGUUUCCUCUCCACUUUCUCCGGUUGCAUGCACUUUACACCUCCGGCCUGAAACUUCUGUUUCCCUCGGCUGCCUCCGUUUUUCCUUCCUUCCCCGCCGUAUGCUGACGUCCUGUCUGUAUCCCGUACACACUGGACGCGUUCUCGCUCCUCGUCUCAGGUUACUGUCUCCUUCGACAUUUCGCUACCUUUCUUUUCUCUUCCUGUGUCUCUCUUCGUCGCUACGCUUCUUCUGUCAUUCUCUUUUCGUCGUCCUCGCGCUCGUCGCUCGCCCCCCUCUCUUCGCGCCAUCGCCGCUCGUUUCCUCGCUGGACUUUCUCCCGCUUUGGAGGAUCUUUCGCGCCUCCUCCCUCUCUCGCUUUUGGUGUCUUCUUGCCGUUCGCCGGCGUCUCUGCGCUAUCCUCGACCACGAUGUCUUGCGCAGUGUAGGUACACCCCAGACCAUGGCUCCGGCGGGGGCGAGUUCGUCGCCUCCUCCGGGAGGCGGGAGAGAGACGGCGCCUCUCGCGUCUUCGCUCUCUCCGGCUGAGCAGCUGGUUUUCGAUGUGAAAGCAGCAGCUGCGUGGACUCUGCUCCACGAAGAAUUCAUUUGUCAUCUGCGGCGCUUCUCCGACGAUCUGCGCGCCCUCCACUCGAAGGGCCUCGCCGUCGCCUCAGAAGUCUCCUCUGUCUCUGCUGGCUCCACGAAGCCUGAGGGUGUAGGGACUGCUCUGUCGCGUUCGCUGACGUCUUUUCUCUCGCUGUGUUUAGCCGAGGCGAACCAGGCAGACCGGCUAGCGACGCGACUCAAGGCAGAGGCGACGACGCCUGUGGAGGCGGUGCUGGAAAAGACACAGAGUCCGCAGGCUGAGCAGGAAAACGAAGACGCAAACACUCCCAGAGCAACUGGGCAGACGCCCACGGGAUCAGGUGUACAGACAGCCGGAGUCGCUGGUGAGGUAGCCGCGACUGCCGAGGUGCAGAAAGCUGCGAAGAAACUUCAACUCGCCCACGAGGAACUGAAGAAAUCGGAGGAUAGUCUGAAGGAGCUCGUCAGUCUCUUCGGUUCCUCUGUCGCGCCCCGCCUCCUUCAAAAGGCUGAAGAACGCGUGGAUCGCGCGAAACGACUGCAUGCAACAGCCGAGGCGGACUACCGCAGUGUGGUACACGCAAACGCCCGUCCUGAAGUCACCGGACGAGAAGAGACUCCUAAGGCUCGCCUGCUGGCUCCGCAGAAGCGACAGGAUCCCUGCUCAUGGCUGGUGUCUCUCGUCCACGCUCGUCCCUCCGACGCGUUGGGAGGUUUCGUCGUCGCGGCAAACGCGGGAGAGAAGCGAGCCAUCGUCUUUUCUUCUUCGCUCGGUACUGCCUGUGUUCUCGCUCUUCGCGCCUCAGCUACGUGCCUCCUCGACAGCACUCGCGAGAGCAUUCUAGGGCGUCUGCCUUUUGUGAAGAAAACCGACGAGGCGUCGCGCGAGACGGUCAUCGUGGCCAAUUUGAAGAACCUCCCUGCAGAAGUUUCGCGGCCUCUGCUCUCCACGGAGGUCGAAAACUGCAUGCGGCGCUGCGUCGACUUGUCUCUCCUUGAAGAUGGGAAGCCGAACGGCACUCUUGAGACCACAGAUGAGGCAGGCAUUCUGACGCUGAAGAAUCUCUUGAAGCAGAGGGAGAAGGAGCUCGAGAGCGAGAAGGAGCAGCGGCGCGCGCUGCAGCGGGAGCGGGACGCACUCGAGGAGACGGCUCAUGCACUCCGCAUUCGGGAGGCCUCUCGCGCGAACGAGUCUGAGCAUCUGAAGAAGGAGGUGGACCGCCUUCGCGGCUUGCUGGCCACCAGCUCGCAGCGAGGCCUGGGAGGAAAGACCGUGAGAGAGGAAGGCGCUUUUCUAGAAGACGAAAAGAGAAGAAAGCUGGAGCUCGAACCCUGUGCGACACGAGACGAAGUGCCGACGCAGGGGGGGGGCAGAGGGGAGCUGUGGAGCACAGUAGAUGAGGAGCUCGACAGCGAGUCCCGAGAGAGGGGAGAGAUACUUCCCUUCUCUCGGUCGCAGUCGCGGCAUCCACAUCUCCCCGAAGACUCGACAUUGCCGUGCUUCUCAUCGACAUCAGGACGCGGACGGGGAACCGAGAGCGACGCGACUUCUCCCGUCUUGCCGACUUCCUCUGGCGCGCGUACGAACGCCCGACCCGCCGCCACAGGCGCGAGAAAAGAGGAUGGGCAACUCAGUGGCGAGGCGUCCAUGCCUCGUGAGGCUCUGGACGCGCAGUUGGGAUGGCUGAGGAACCAACUCAUGUACGAGGCCUACCUCGUUUCUCUGCGGCGCCUUCCCCUGCCGCUGCUGCUCUACCACCUGUCGCCGGUCGGCGCGCGCGCUGCGCGCCGACCGGCGAGUGCUGUCGGAGACACUCGGAGACUGGCUCCUGCGAACUGUCUCCAGCGUUCGGAGACGCCAGGGUCUCCGCCGCGCCCCAGUGCGGGGUCGACGUCUCCGCCUGCGCUGAAUCUCCCUGCGCGGCGACAUCCCGCCUCUGGCGGCUCGAGCGGCCGCGGCGGCUCGGCCGCGUUUUUCUGUCCGGCUGUUGCGCCCACCCAAGGCGACGCAGAAGCGUCUUUCUCGCUCUCUUGGGAGAGCCGGCGUUUCCCCAACUUCCUCGUGUCUCUUGUGGAGGGCCUCGCAGCCGCUGCGCUCCCGCGUGCUCUCUACGAGUGCUGCAGGGUGGCAGCUGUCUCCGUUCUGGGAGAAGAGCGUCGGGGCGCGCUGGCGUUCGGAGGACGCGACGGCUUUGCGCGGGAGGUAUCACACCGCAUGUCCCUUCUCCAGGUGCAGCGAGACCGAGAAAAGCGCCAGAGACGCGAGAGAGUCGCGAAGGACUCGACCGAGUUCUCGGAGGAAGACCUGCAGAUGCUCGCCUACGAGCUCCUCCUCCUCUGCGCCCACUUGCACAGUCAGUACGCAGCCUUUGCGGCUCUGGUCGCGGAGGCAGACGCCGAGGGUGUGCGGGAGGGAAGCGAAGAAUCCCCAAACGAGGCGCAGAAGAAGACAGAAACCCAGAGCGCUUCGGCCCGACACUCCGGCGAGGCGAUCGCCGAGAAGGCGAGCAGAGAGAGGGAAUGCGAGGCUGAGGUGGACGCGCUUCUCGACAAGACUGGGGCGGCGGCGCCUUCGAGGCGGCGCCGCACCCUGCUGGCGAGGCGCCUCAGUGCAAAGCGACAGGAGAGGCGAGCACCCGAGCGGCCUGAAGAAGAGAUGACUGGGAAGGAAGCAGAAGACGCUUCGAAGUCUGAGAAGAGUCGAAGAGGCACAACGCGGAAGAGCGGCGGCCUUCUCUUCUUCUCACGGGGCGCCUCGGGUCUCCUCACCCGGCCAACUGCGCCGGGGACUGAACGGGAGGCGCAGGCGAUGGCUGCUGAGCGGGUGGGAGGCAAUUGCAGCAGAGACGAGGCGACAUUUGGCGAGAAGGCAGGAGGCUUCUCUCCUUCUCCGCGUUCUCCCCGCCGCCUAGCGCAGGAGGACCAGCGGAAGGGAGAGGAUCCGGCGAGCGACGGCCUCGCGCCCUUCGGUGUCUCCGUGGAGGCCUGGCUCCGCCGGACCGGAGUGGUGCCUGAAGCCAGGGACGCAAGCGCGGCGUCUUGGCGAGAGGAAGGCCUCAGUCGCGGGAAGAGAACGGCGACGCUGUCCAGAUGGAUUGCGCCGGAUCCGCCGCUCCUGCACGCCAACGUGAAGCUGCUGCGUCAACUGCUGGUGCUCUCCAGAAUUGCGUUUCAAAUUCCAAGCAGCAGCAGCAACAUUCUGCUGCGACUCCUCGUCCCCGCAGCAGACUGUCUCUGGGCUGCAGGCAGCCGCAACUGUCUCCACCCUUGCGACCUUCGCUUCCGCGUCGCGCGCCUCACCGAGGCCUGGCAGAUGGCGGCAGCGCCCGCGUCGGCGGCCUCGCUGGUCUCUCCCAAGGACAUCGCGAGGAGGCCGCUGCGGAAGCCAGAGACAUCUGUGACCUUUGUGCAUCCGAAGAAGAGACGAGACCAGCUGCUGCGCUUUGGAGGGAAGAAACUGAAAGAGGAGGAGUCUCAGCCUGUCUCCGACACCCGCCAUGUAUCGUUCCUGUCUCCUGGGGCUCGACAGACAAACAGAGACAGCUGCAGCGUGACCUCGCUCUCCUCCGCACGCUCAGGCGAGCAGGUGGGAGCGUGUGAAAGCGAGAAGGAGAAGACGGACGAGAAGAAGGAGAAAAAGGAGAAGAAGCCGGGGCUGAAGAGCGCGCUGAAGCGCUUUAAUGCACAGACGACGAAGAACGCGUUGAGCGUGAUGGUCGGCCCGCAGGGGCAUCUGCUGUGGGGCGCGCAGGAGAAGAAGUUACGCGGAGUCACGGAGACAAAUCCGGCGACCCGCGGCCUGUCCUGCCCUCACGACUUGCCGCCUGUCCAGGGAGGCUUCACGCUGUGGGGCGACAAAAAAAGCGAAGAGGGUGAGAAGGACGCGCGAAGGCAAAGUGGGGACCAUUCGAGUCUUGGUGGGGUGUGUGAGUCGAAGAAAGGGUCUUGUCGCGACGGAAAACCUACGACCUUUUUGAAGCGUUUUUCGCCAUCGUGUCUCGCGUUCGACCCCGUCUAUAAGGCAUUCGUCAAGCGACAGCUGCAGCUGCUCCACAUGGCGACUCUUUUGCGAUUUACGCGGUUCUUCCGCUUCUUCUUUGGAGAGGCUCUCAGCCGCCGGGUCGCGGACCUCGCCCCCGAGCUUCUGCCCACACACCACAGAGACUCCAAAAGCUCCGAGGUCGCGUUUCCUUCGCUCUCUGCCUCGCCGGCGCCGGGCGCCAGCUUCGAGGCCGGAGGAGGCCCUCUAGGCUCGGCGCGAAGGGCAACGCCCCUGCACCCGCCAGUCUCUGGGACCUUCUUCUCGUCUCUCGCCCAGAGUCUUCGGCAACGGACGCGACCGGCGCGCUUCGGACCUCGCGGUCCCGAACCAGGGGAGGAGCUCCAUGGGGACAACGAGACGGCAUUCUUCAGUGAGCCAUUUUUCUCUUCCUACCGAGCCCCGCCACCCUUCUCUGCGCUGUACACUCGAACAGAAGGCAGCGACGAGAGAGCUGCACUUCUCUACUUCAUUCUGUGUUUGCUGUGUCACGAGGCCGCUCCAGAGGCGCCAUUCUGGGCGUACGGUGGAGACGGCGUCGUGAGCGCGGAGACAGAAGGGCCAGCUGCAUGUCCCCGGCCUCCGGCGCGGCUGCUGUUUGCGUUGGAGGACCUCGCCGACGCCACUGCGGCUGCGGCGUCGCUCGACCUUCUCCCUCUCCGGCAACUCGCCGCCUUCUACCACAUUUUCCUUUACCUCUUCGAACUCGAUCGUCUCCUCAGCCUCGCAAACGCUGCGGGCGCUUCGCCCUGCGGCUCGUGGGGCGACCCCACAGUCGACGUCGAGCUUCUUGAGGUGGAAGUCCAGGUCUUGAGCGAGAGGACCCGGGCAGAGUUGAAGAGCGAAGCGAGGCAGAGGAGACAGGAGAGAGAGGCGAGAGGAGACUGGCACACGGAGGAGAGUCCCGAGGAAGACGAAACUAUCUGGGAGCUGCGCUGCACGCACCGGACUCGAAGCGGUUCCGAAAUGCUGCAGAGACUUCUCUUCAUGAUGACUGCAUGCGCAGAUCUCGAUUCCGCGAUACGCAUCGCCCUCGCCAGGCGCUGGGAAGCGAAACAGAGACAGGACACAGGGAGACACGGACAAGGAGACGCCCGCGGAGACGGCGAAAGCGCAGAUCACGAAAAAAAGCUCUUUCUGGAAGUGCCAAGAAGGCCAGGAGGAGAGAUGAGCGAUGGCACAAGUGCGAGCUUCUGCUCAGAUUCAGAGUGCAGCGCGAUGUUCCUCUCAGACGUGGAGAGAGAGGCGGCGGCGUCAGGGUCUGGGGCAGCGGCGAAGAGCCGCUUGCGCGCGCCCUCGCGUUUCUUUCGUCGCUCUCGAAGCUCACGCGCGCUGUCUGUUGCAGGGCACCUCGGCCUUUCUGGAGACUCCGAGGGCGAGGGCGUCUCCGUCAGCGGCGGGAGAGAGACACGAGACGUCGCCAGAGCAGACGACGGGCGCCCUCCGCUGCCCCAGGUCCGGCUCGCCCGGUCGCAGUCGCGGAGGCUAGGCUCCCGUCGCCGCAAGCAGACAAGCGAGGAUCGAGGAGAAGUGGAUCCGACGAGAGAGGAGAAUUCACACGUUCUUGGGCUGCCUCGCGAGCAGCUGCUGGCGGCCUUCUGGGCCAUGGACGUUCCACUGCUCCUUUCGCUUCUUCUGCUUCUCUCCAAGUGCUGUCUAGACAGCCGAAACGCCUCUGGGCUCCACGUCGACGCGCCCGUCCUCGCGCAGGGCCUCGUCCUCGUCUCCCAGGCUGCGCAGCUCGGCGUCGACCCCACAGCUGUCUCCACGCGCGAGGAGACGUGGAGACACCGCCGCCGGGAGACAGGCGCGGCAGAGACCAAAGGCGGCGCGAGUGGGCCUUUGCCUGCUGAGCUCUCGAGGUGCUUCAACUUGAGAAAGGCUGCGCGGGCCGGCGCGGGCCUCUUGCCCCUGUCGCUUCAGUCGCCUGCUCUGCUCCUCGCGGCCUGCGUCUGGCGAAACGCCGCAACUGCCUCGUCCCUCGCCAACGUCGACUUGUUCUACGAGGAGACUGGAGACCGAAGACGCAGAGCAGAUGGUGCGGAGGCGACAGCGGAGUCUCUCGAGGCUUUCCACGCGUCCGCCUCGCCAUGCAUGCAAGACCUCAACCUCCACGCGUCGCCCUGCCCCUCUCGUCUCUCGAGCCACACGUCGACUGUCUCCCCCGGAGCCGCUCUCGAGCCCCAGCCGGGGGCGGCGGGGCAAGCGGGCUCGGGUGCGGCUGUGGAGCCUCAGGGUGAGAGGGGCACAGUCUCUGCGGAGGGUGUCUCCGUCCAGAAGAAAACCGACAGUCCGGCUUUGGGACGCGUAGGUUCUUUGGGACUGCCCGAGAGCCGCCAGGCGGAGCUGCUCGGCGAGCUGCGCGUCGGCGCGAGUGUGGGGCCUGACGGCAAGGCUCUGGCGCCGACGGGCGCUGCUUCUGACGAGGCCUUCGCCCCGAUCGGCCCCGAGGUCGUCGAGGCUGUCGCCGAGAUCCUCUGCGCCUUCCCCACCUUCUUGAAAAAGCCUUUCGCGGAAUCAGCGGAAGCCGAGCCGCCUGCGCUCGUCCUCGCGGCGGCCGCUGCCGGCAUCCGGAGUGGCGCUACGACUCCGGUGCCGUCUCCGGCUCUUGAUCUCAACGCGUCCGAAAGGCCGGAGGCUGACGCGGAGGGCGCGGGGCGGGGGUCCGAGCGCGGCGAGACGCUGCGGGGCGCGGAGGAGGGCGACGGGUCGUCCGGCGAGAAGAAGGAAAUCCGAGAUCGAGGAGGAAAGACGCCCAGACGCGGAUUGUCUCGCAGGAGUCUCUUCGGCGGCUCAGGCGGCUCCAGCAGCCUCUCGGGCCUCCGCGCGCCGCCCGAAGAGGCCGCGCAGAAGGGCCUGGAGUCCCCGCGAGCGCCACCGCCGUCUCCCUCUCCCGAGGACCCACAGAAGGUGUCCCGGAGCCGGUCGGUUCUGCUUCUCGCCAGGAACCGCCGCAAGUCCGCCGCGCCCCACGCCGGUGGCGCCCAAGGGGCCGGUAGGCGCGCGGGGCCCGAGCCGCGGACGCCCAGGGCCCAGGGGGCCGUGGCAGGUGGGGCGACCAGGCAGGAGGAGCCCGCGGCGGAGGACUGGGCGCUGCACAGGAAACGCGCGCUCCGGCUCGUGGAGGAGACGCCGCUCAGGUGGUUUGCAGUGGUUUACGAAGCGCCGGAGCGCGUUCAGGCCGAGAGCCGUUUUGCCGCGCAGCUUGCGGGGCGGGCGGCGGAGGACGAGGGAUGCGCCGGAGAAGCAGCGAGGCUCUGUUUCUUCGACGAGCCAGUGGAGCGGCGAAAUUUCAUGCAUGAGCUAAAGAAUGCCGGCUGGUUCGGAGGCGAUUGGUGGACGGUCAGCGAGACGCGUCUCCGUCAGUGGGGACACAGAGACAGUGCUUGGAGCCAAGCUCUUCGGCGGUCCGCGUCCAGCCGACAGUUCUUCUUCCUUUCGCCGGCUCUCCCAUCCCGCGUGGAGCUUCAGCAGGAGGAGGCCGCCGCGAGCCAGCUGCUGACGUUGUUUUUCCUUCUGCUGCUGCAGAACCAGCUCCAGGACUACCGGCGUUUCUUCGAGCCUGCAUCGCUUGCGCAUGCGCUCGGUCUCUGGCGAAGCCUGGUUCGUUUACUGCUGCAGCUUGUCCAGCAACGCUCCCUCUCCACCCCUUCCGAGGCUAUCACCGAUCCAGGCUGUCCAGCUUGCCCGACCUCCUUCACGGGCACCGUGAUCCCGGGGGGUCUCCGCGCCCCCGCGGGAGUCCCCGCGGGCGCGUCCGUUGAGGCCGAGGAGGCUCGGCGCGCCCUGGCGCCGGGUGUGUGUGGGAGGACUUUCUGGGCCGGUUCGGCAGGCGGAGGACCGUUUUUCGAGCAGUGCGAGACGCAGGCGGUGCUCUUGGAUUGGAGACACUUGGAGGAAGGAGACUUGGCGCUCUGGCAGGCGUCGGUCGAGCAGCGUUUCGCGGCGCUGCUUCAGAUCUCUCGAGAGCGUGGAAAGUCCUUCAUCGCUCGAGGCGAACGCUGUAGCCAUGACGAAGCGACUGGGGGGAGAACGAGUUUCCGCGAGAGUUCAAGGCGCCGGGAUCGGGAAGGACGCGAGAGAGAGAGAGACGAGGGCGACCCCUCGGUCAACCAGACUUCUGGCUCUGGCGACGCCCGUCACUCUCGCCUCUUGCCCUUCUUCUCUCCUUCUCCCGGUCUCCGCUCGCGCUUCGCGUUGCCCUUCUUCUCUCCUGGGGGGCUGGGGCGUCGCGCGACAGGCGAGGCAGGCUCUUCGUUCCUUGACUGCUCCGAGGAGUUGCACUGCGACGACGAGAACAUGCUGCGUCUGUCGCUGGCGCUGAGCGGUCCUUCGAUUCUUGAAGACUCGCUCAGGUGCUUCAUCUACCAGUCCCUCACGAGUGCCGCGGGCAGAGAGUUCCGCGGAGCGUUUGUGGCUCUCGAGGCGGACCGCGAGGCCCAGAGGGAAGGACGGGGGUACUCGGAGCGAACAAGGCAGUGGAAGAGAACCACGGAUUCGCCAGUCCCCGCUGACCUCCUGCGCCUCUGCGAGCAGGAGCAGGACGCUCUUCUUGACCAGGUUGUGGCGAGUCUACGUGGAUUCCUCUCCCAUGUGAGGGAGGAGCUGCUGCUCUACAGCCCAGUAUUUGCACCCCACCUCCCGCUGAGAAACGAAUUCUCUUUUCUGAUUCUCUCUGCGGCGCGGCUUCUCGUCGCCGCGCUCCUCGCCGAAGUCUUCAGAACGGCUGUCUGGGCGGGCACUGGGGGGGAGGUCGAGCUUCUGCCGGCCAAAGGCGGCGCCGAGCUUUUGGAGGUUCUCGGCGAGUUCGAGAAACUCUGCAAAGAGGUCACGUUGAGCCGAGUCUCGGCGCUUCAGCCGCUAGCCAUCCCGCCGCUGCUGCCUCCAAUGGCUCCUGCCUUUCUGUCUUCCGUGUCUGUUCGGCUCGACGCGGUCUCCUCAAUGCUUCGCUCUUUCCUGGAGAGAGACUCGUUGGUUCCCGUAGACCCUCCCCACAGCAGCUACAGCGAAAAGGCCGCGGACUGCUGGCAUGUCGUCUGCAACCUCGCGGCUGCUGUCUUGGAGACUCCGGCGCCUAUCAGCUGGAUUCUGCCCCCCUUCCUCAAGUUCCUGCACUCCUUCUUCGUCGCGUUUUCUUCCUUCUGUGCGUUGUCGCCGUCGGCGGCAGAAGAAGGAACGUCUGCGGCGCUUCUGCUUCCUCUCCUCGCUCUCGAGCAGCGACAGCUGAAGAACUUCUUGUCUCUGCUGUCCGCCGAGGGUCGCAAGGCUCUGAAGGUCGACGCCGCUCUGCAGUCCGCGGCGAUGCUCGCCUUGGCGCAGAUGAGUGACGCCGAGGGAUCCAAAAAGAAGAGGGCCGCUCUCACGUGGGCAAGCUUUGUCAAGAUGGGCCAGCGGAUGUGGGGUGAAGAUGAAGACCAGAAGCGUCAGCGCCGGGAGAAGCAUCGGCACUCUGCAGGCUUCUCAGGCGACUUUCUCGAGCCCCCCUGUCCCCGAGGAGCGCCUUCCGACGCAGGCGAAUCUUCAGCUUAUGAAAGCGCAGCGCCGAGCGACGUGGAGAGUUCGACUCGGCGAGGGAGGAAAAGCUUUUUUCAAGUCUUCGACAGUUCCAGAGGGGCGCGAGCGAAAGGUGGAGCCGAGAGCGACGGCGAGAGGAAGGAAGCCUCUCGCGCGAGUGAGCGGAGCUCCCUGCCGCCGCCUGCGCCCUGUCAGCAAGUCGAAGGAGCGGCUCGCACCAAACGAGGAGACUGUUCCCGCAGGCGGGGGCGAGGCCUUUCGCUGAGACUGAAGGCCGAGAGAGAAACGCAGGCAGCGCGCAUCGGCCCGGAUCUCGCGCUGCUCCUCCAAGGCGUCGACGAGGCCGAGCGCAUGCAGCGCCGCUCCUGCGAGGCUCUGGCGGAAGAGACUAGAGCGGGGCGCGGAGACACCUGCGACGAGAAGGAAGAGCGCGAGGGGAAGCAGAAGCGAGACGAGGAGAACAAGAACCGCAGGCCAGACUGCGCAGACGGAAGCGCCAGGUGUGGGGAGAGGAGUACGGGGGGGACGCAGAGUCAAGGCGUUCUCCGGUGGCUUGUCAAGCUGCAGAACGUCGACAUGUUCAUGCGCGAGCUGCAGAAGCUGCAGGCGAAACUGCGCGCUGAACUCGAGAGGAGAGCCCGUGAACGGAAUCCGAAAGAUGUAGAGAUCGUGGAGAAGCUCGCGACGCUGGCCGGCGUCUCCGAAGCCUCGGAAGAGGAAGUCGAGAGGGAAGAAAGCGAGGGAGGAAUCGCGAGAAACCAGCGUCGAGCGUUCUGCCAAGUGGAACAAGACGCUCAAAUUCUCGAUCUAGAAGAAAUGCUCAACCAACGGAUGCAACAACUCCACGACCUCCUACACAACACAGCCCUCAAAGUUUGCGAGACUGCAGCGGCUUACAUUGUGUACUACGAGCUCCAGCACGAUAUCUUCGACCGGCUCUACGGAGAGAAGGAAUUCUCUUUUUACACUCUCGAGAGGAUUGUUGCGGCGCUUCCCAACACUGUCGAGCGCUUCUUCGCGGCUGCGCCAGAGGGCUAUCAAGACGAAGCGGCGGCGGCCUUCACGCGGUGUCUCACUCAGGCCUGGUGUUUGCUGCUGACAGAGCUGGGCUACAGUGGUCACGUAUUUUCGGAGAGUGAAGUCAGCACACUUGAGGCGGACCUCGAGUCUCUCCGGCACUACAUGAAAAGCAAUGAGAUUUCUCCGAUUUUCGAAAUCGCUUCCGCCUCUGGAGAGAAAGUUUCUCUCGACAUGUUGGAGAAAGUGGAAGACUUUCUUGUGAUGCUCGCAAGAGACGGCGCAUGUCUCGCGCGGGUCGAAAGCGAGAAGGAAGCGGAACGGCGACGAACGAGUGAGCGUGACGGAGCAGGCGCGAGAGAAAGAUCGAGAAGCUUCUUCCGUGGGCGAAGCAGCAGCCGGCGCCGCGGCAGCAUGUCGCCUCGGGCAGGAUCCGAGGAGGACGGCAAGAGGUCGCGAGGGGUGUCUCCUGCAUUCUUUUCGUUCGCUACGCGAGCAGAAAGCGGCAACCGCGGCUUUCCGGGAGAGACGGAGAGUCACACGGAACCUGUUUUCCGAGCUGGAGGCGGGAGAACCAGCGACGAAGACGGCAAAGACGAAAAGAAGAAGAAAGGAGGAAUGGGAUCGGUCGGAAGGUGGAUGAAAAAGAACCUGAUGGGGACAAGCGCGCCGGCCAAGCUCGAGCGCCGUCGGAUUCCGGCGAUGAGUGGAACCUCAGAUAAGGAGGAGAAGAAAGACAAAGUGAACAGGAGAGGGAGGGAGAAGCAGCCAGGCAGAUGCGACAGGAGAAGCAAGCAGCGACAAGGAAGGAGAGGAACCAAGAGAGAACGAAAGCAAAGGCAAACAGGAAAGAAGGAAGGAGAAGUACCGGUAGAAAUCGGCGAGAAAGAAUGGGAAGAGAGAGACAGAGAGAAGCCUCUCGCCGGAAGAAAGGAGGAGAAAAACAGAGCCAGUGGCGGAAGGUGGACAUCUGUACUGGUUCUGCAUGUGCGAGAGUCCAGAAAAAAUCGAAUGAAAGAUGCCUCAAACGAGGACAGAACGCAUGCGCUUACUGAGUAAGGCAUGGCUUGGAUGUUUAUGUCUGCGAGGAGAUGUCUUCUCCGCGCAGAUGCUUUCACCUCUUAUUUUGCGCAUGCAGUUGCGUGCAAUUCAUUCCCCUGUCCAUCUCGCCCCGACAUUCGCUCUGCUCACUCCUACAACCAUCUGCGUCGAAUUCUCCACUACGUCGAUAUCCGUUUUUACUCGGUGCGCUUGCACUAAUACAUUCGUAUAUAUAUAUAUAUAUAUAUUUAUUUAUGUACAUGUACAAUGUCCAAGUGUAUAUACACAAAUGACUUGCAUUUGAGCGGAAUAGAGUUUGGAGUUUUCUUUUUUCAUAGUCUGUGACUCAAGGCAUUUGCGACUUUCACUAACGUUUUAGUCUCUCGGUUUUUUGUCUCCUGUAACCUAGCGACCUCGCGUUUCGCGCCCGGGUCUGCUGGCUUAUUUUCGCAACUUUGCAUCUUCUGCUUUCCAUUUCAAGCGAGUACCGCCA